AUGUUUUAUGUCUCAGGCUCGCCGAAGAUCGAAUGCGGACCCAUUCACAUCGGCAUCACGGUGAAAACGAAAAGGCCGUUGGGCGGUUCUAUCUACAUCAGGGGUCGGCACCACACGGAAGGCUGUUACAAUCGAUCGAUGGCCAACGGCAUGUCUGCCAACCUAAUGAUUCCAUUGGCUGAUGCGAGUAACUGUGGAAUCGAAACGAAGCGCAACCUGAAAAAUGGAGAAAUCGUCAUGUCGGGUGUGUGGAUCAUAGCUUCUCAUCCUACGUUUGUGACAAAAUCUGAUGAAGCUUACGCAGUGAGCUGUGUUUUCAGACAAAGAGAUAUUAUGGUCAAUUCCGAGAUGGACGUAUCAGACUUGAUCACCGAAGUAAUGGGUCGCACGGCACAGAUGCCAAGCGUUGCCAUGAAAAUCGUCGAAGGUAGAUCGCCGGAUGUUUCAUUGGCCACCUUGCGUCAAGCGGAAGUUGGACAACCAAUGACAAUCCUAUGGUACAUACCGCAAGGCGGUUCAAGCAUCUUUGGAAUUCGAGUCCGACACUGUACUGUAGAAAGCAGAGAAGGGUCGAGAGUGCCGAUCCUCGAAAAUGGCUGCUCUGUACAGCCUUCCAUUAUUGACGACGUGAAGUACCAAGACGACUUUGCAGAAGCCUACUCUACCGCCAGCGCCUUCAAAUUUGCCGACGAACGGGACCUGACGUUCAAGUGCACGGUGAUGGUGUGCACAAAAGUGAUUAAGGGUGACAACAGAGCUGAAGAUGUCUGUUCCACUCAGCAAGUAUGUUUAUCCGUAUCUAAACUGAACUAUAGUGCUGCUAAGGUUCUUUAUGUAAUUGCUUGAUG
Soboliphyme baturini is the source of this 848-nucleotide messenger RNA. The record is from the annotation of a GenBank genome assembly. Lineage: Eukaryota; Metazoa; Nematoda; Enoplea; Dioctophymatida; Soboliphymatidae.